Lodderomyces jiufengensis is the source of this 924-nucleotide messenger RNA. RefSeq lists its product as uncharacterized. NCBI's taxonomy places the organism in Eukaryota, Fungi, Ascomycota, Pichiomycetes, Serinales, Debaryomycetaceae. Gene Ontology annotation, cellular component: mitochondrial inner membrane. The transcript has a single exon. The record is from RefSeq and is a predicted model, not a curated record. Gene Ontology annotation, biological process: protein insertion into mitochondrial inner membrane from matrix; inner mitochondrial membrane organization. Gene Ontology annotation, molecular function: ribosome binding. The coding region runs from base 1 to 924 and encodes 307 amino acids.
AUGAUUGGAAUAAGAAGAUCAAUUAAACCACUUCCAACAAUAUCCAAGUCACUCCUCACAAAACCAUGUAUUCAUCCUAUACUAAUACGAUCAUAUGCAACCACACCAACAGAUAAUGAAACACCAGAACCUAAAAAGAAAAAAAAACAAUUAAACAUAGCACAAGUUCCCAUUUCAUAUAUUGGAGUAAUGUCAGAUUUAUACGUAUCUCCCAAAUUAACAAAAUAUUCACCAUUAAAAUGGCCCAAACUUGUAUUACGUAGAAUUAUGGUAUUUGCAUUUAAUACAUAUAAUGUUAUAAAAUUCAAAAGAGAAAUUGGUCAACCUUUAAAUUUUAAUAAAUGGAAAGAUCAAAGUAUUGAAAAUUAUAUCAAGACAAAUAAAAUAUUUGCACAAUCAUGUAAUAAAGCUUCAUCAUUAUCAAAUAAUAAGUCAAAGGAGUUGUCAAAAUUUGUAAAUUUAAAAUUAGAUCAAUGUUGUGGUAAACAUCUUAUUGAAGUAUUGAUUAAAAGAUCAGAAAAUUUUAAUUAUCCAAAUGGGAAAAUCAAUUGGGAAUUAAAAAGUAUUGAUUCAAACCCUAAAAUCACUAUGUUUAACGUUAUACCAGAUCAAGAUGGAAUUGGUUGUUAUGUACAAUAUAUAAUGAAUUUAAGAACAACUCAAGUUGUAACAAUUACAAAUAAAUCUACAAAUGAAAUCAUACAAGAAAAUGAAACUAAAGUUGAUGAUUAUUUAGUAUAUACAAUGAAUCCAUUCAAUGAUAAAAUUUUGUUAGUUGGUAAAUUAUUUGAAAGUAAUUCAGAAAGAGGUUUAAAACCUGAUUUAGACGUUUUUAAUCCUUCUGAAAUGCAAAAAUUUGUAUUAAAAGCAGCUGAUAUUUAUCGUGAAGAUCCAAAUAAUUUAAAAAUUAACAAAACUGAUUAA